This is a messenger RNA of Odocoileus virginianus texanus, 11676 nucleotides long. It is a transcript of the gene PHC3, whose product is annotated as polyhomeotic homolog 3. Gene Ontology annotation, molecular function: histone binding; chromatin binding; zinc ion binding. Gene Ontology annotation, cellular component: nucleus; PRC1 complex. Gene Ontology annotation, biological process: negative regulation of DNA-templated transcription. The record is from RefSeq and is a predicted model, not a curated record. Lineage: Eukaryota; Metazoa; Chordata; Mammalia; Artiodactyla; Cervidae.
GAAGAUGGCGGAAGCGGAGUAGUGUUCUGUCAUCACCUGUUUUGGUUUCAAGACAUUCAUCUUCCUUCAACAAUAAAAAGAUUUAAGGACCACGGUACAGCUAUGGAUAGUGAACCAAACCCUGGGACGUCUUCAGUGUCGACGACAACCAGUAGCACCACCACCACCACCAUCACCACUUCCUCCUCUCGAAUGCAGCAGCCACAGAUUUCUGUCUAUAGUGGCUCAGACCGACAUGCUGUGCAGGUAAUUCAGCAGGCGCUGCAUCGCCCUCCCAGCUCCGCGGCGCAGUAUCUGCAGCAGAUGUACGCCGCGCAGCAGCAGCACCUGAUGCUGCACACGGCGGCCCUCCAGCAGCAGCACCUAAGCAGCUCCCAGCUUCAGAGCCUUGCUGCCGUUCAGGCAAGCUUGUCCAGUGGAAGACCACCUACAUCCCCCACAGGGAGUGUCACACAACAGUCAAGUAUGUCUCAGACAUCUAUCAACCUCUCUACUUCUCCUACACCUGCACAGUUAAUAAGCCGUUCCCAGGCUUCCAGUUCUACCAGUGGCAGUAUUACCCAACAGACUAUGUUACUAGGGAGUACCUCCCCUACCCUAACGGCAAGCCAAGCUCAAAUGUAUCUCCGAGCUCAAAUGCUGAUUUUCACACCCGCUACCACUGUGGCUGCUGUACAGUCUGACAUUCCUGUUGUCUCGUCGUCAUCGUCAUCUUCCUGUCAGUCUGCAGCUACUCAGGUUCAGAAUUUAACAUUACGCAGCCAGAAGUUGGGUGUAUUAUCUAGCUCACAAAAUGGUCCGCCAAAAAGUACUAGUCAAACUCAGUCAUUGACAAUUUGUCAUAACAAAACAACAGUGACCAGUUCUAAAAUCAGCCAACGAGAUCCUUCUCCAGAAAGUAAUAAGAAGGGAGAAAGUCCAAGUCUGGAAUCACGAAGCACAGCUGUCACCCGGACAUCAAGUAUUCACCAGUUAAUAGCACCAGCGUCAUAUCCUCCAAUUCAGCCUCAUCCUCUAAUAAAACAUCAGCAGAUUCCUCUUCAUUCACCACCUCCCAAAGUUUCCCAUCAUCAGCUGAUACUACAGCAGCAGCAACAACAAAUUCAGCCAAUCACACUUCAAAGUCCAACUCAAGACCCACCGCCCUCCCAGCACUGUAUGCCACUCCCAAACCACGGCCUGCCUCCAGCCCCCAGCAGUUCCCAGUCGCAGCAUUGUUCACCAAUUCAGAGUCAUCCCCCUCCUCUGGCAAUGUCUCCUAGCCAGUCACAGUCAGCACAGCAGUCUGUAGUGGUGUCUCCUCCUCCACCUCAUUCACCAAGUCAGUCUCCUACUAUAAUCAUUCAUCCACAAGCACUUAUUCAGCCACACCCUCUUGUGUCAUCAGCUCUCCAGCCAGGGUCAAACUUGCAGCAGUCCACCCCUAAUCAGGUGCAGCCUACAGCACAGCUGAAUCUUCCAUCCCACCUUCCACUUCCAGCUUCCCCUGUUGUACACAUUGGUCCAGUUCAGCAGUCCGCCUUGGUGUCCCCAGGUCAGCAGAUUGUGUCUCCAACAUCACACCAGCAAUAUUCAACCCUGCAGUCCUCUCCAAUCCCAAUUGCAACCCCUCCACAGAUGUCGACAUCACCUCCAGCUCAGAUUCCACCACUGCCCCUGCAGUCUAUGCAAUCUUUACAAGUGCAGCCUGAAAUUCUAUCCCAGGGUCAGGUUUUGGUGCAGAAUGCUUUGGUGUCUGAAGAGGAGCUUCCAGCUGCAGAAGCUUUGGUCCAGUUGCCAUUUCAGACUCUUCCUCCUCCACAGACUGUUGCGGUAAACCUACAAGUACAACCACCAGCACCCGUUGAUCCGCCAGUGGGAAUGCAUUUGAACCAGUGUCAUCUGCACAAAGUUUUUUCUCUUAAGGUUUAUCAAGUAGAAGAUGUCUGUGAAGAAGAAAUGCCAGAAGAGUCAGAAGAGUGUGUCCGGAUGGAUAGAACGCCACCACCACCCACACUGUCUCCAGCAGCUAUAACUGUGGGGAGAGGAGAAGAUUUGACUUCUGAGCAUCCCUUGUUAGAGCAAGUAGAAUUACCUGCAGUGGCAUCAGUCAGCGCUUCAGUAAUUAAAUCUCCUUCAGAUCCUUCACAUGUUUCUGUUCCUCCACCUCCGCUCUUACUUCCAGCUGCUACCACAAGAAGUAAUAGUACAUCUAUGCCCAGUAGCGUACCUAGUGUUGAAAACAAACCUCCACAGGCUAUUGUUAAGCCACAGAUUUUGACCCAUGUUAUUGAAGGUUUUGUGAUUCAGGAGGGAUUGGAGCCAUUUCCUGUGAGUCGUUCAUCUUUGCUGAUUGAACAGCCUGUGAAAAGAAGGCCUGUUUUGGAUAAUCAGGUGAUAAAUUCUGUGUGUGUUCAGCCAGAGCUGCAGAAUAAUGCAAAGCAUGCAGAUAAUUCAUCUGACACAGAGAUGGAAGACAUGAUUGCUGAAGAGACAUUAGAAGAAAUGGACAGUGAGUUGCUCAAGUGUGAAUUUUGUGGAAAGAUGGGGUAUGCUAAUGAGUUUCUUCGGUCAAAACGAUUCUGCACUAUGUCAUGUGCCAAAAGGUACAAUGUUAGCUGUUCUAAAAAAUUUGCACUUAGUCGUUGGAAUCGUAAGCCUGAUAAUCAAAGUCUUGGGCAUCGUGGCCGUCGUCCAAGUGGCCCUGAUGGAGCAGCAAGAGAACAUAUCCUUAGGCAGCUUCCAAUUACUUAUCCAUCUGCAGAAGAAGACUUGGCUUCUCACGAAGAUUCUGUGCCAUCUGCUAUGACAACACGCCUGCGUAGGCAGAGUGAGCGGGAAAGAGAGCGUGAGCUUCGGGAUGUGAGGAUGAGGAAGAUGCCUGAAAACAGUGACCUGCUACCAGUUUCACAAACAGAGCCAUCUAUAUGGACAGUUGAUGAUGUCUGGGCCUUCAUCCAUUCUUUGCCCGGCUGCCAGGAUAUCGCAGAUGAGUUCAGAGCACAGGAGAUUGACGGACAGGCUCUUCUCCUGCUCAAAGAAGACCAUCUCAUGAGCGCGAUGAAUAUCAAGCUGGGCCCGGCCCUGAAGAUCUGUGCGCGCAUCAACUCUCUGAAGGAAUCUUAACAGGAUCAUGAGGCCUUGAGAUAACAGCAAUUGUAUUCUUAAACAAACUUGUAAGGGUAAAGGCUCAAGUUGGCCUAAAAUACUAUCACUUACUGUGGCGGAUAGCCAAGCACAUUGAGAUCUCUGCAUCAAAGGCUGACAUUUCUUGUACAGAUACAAUAAUUCAUUAUACAUUUUCAUAAUUAGCUAACAUGGGUGAAUUAAUUUUACAGGUUACACACAACGUUGAAAGACUUGUUACAGAGGGUCAUGAUAUUUUUCAAAGUGUUUUACUAGAUAAUUUUUUAAAGGUGAUGUUUAUCAUUAAUAUAAAAAUCCUUUUGAAAGUAAUUUAAUAAUUUACAUUUCUCCUCUUUUGAUUUGGUUUUCUUAUACAUUUUUCUACCCUAUAAGUUUUCUAUAGGUUGUCAUGAGAGAUAUAAUUUAGGAGUAAUUUAGGAAUAAUUUUGGAGUCCAGUGACUGGAAUUGUAUGCAAUGAGAUAUCAGUGUAUGUUUUUUAAAAAAAUGUAUGUUAAACAGUUGCUUUAUCUAUAAAAAGAAUUGCAUUCUAGCAUGAAUAGUACUGAUCUGGAAGUUAGAAGAUUUGGUUUCUGUUCCAAACUUGACCAAGAAUUUGGUGUGACGGAGGAAGUUCGUUUUCCUCUUAGUUUUUGUUCAUUUAGAGCAGUGGUUCUAAAUGGAGGUCAGUUUUGUUCCCCAGGGGACAUCUGACAGUGUCAAGGGACACUUUGGCUGUUAUAGCCUCGGGGCGGGGUGGGGAGGGCUGCUGUUGGUAUCUGGCGUGUGGAGGACAGGGAUGUCACUAAAUGUCCUACGAAUGCACAGCAGAGUUGCUUGGUCCAGAAUGUCAGUAGUGCCAAGGUUGAGAAACCAUAAUGUAGGAGUGAUUAAUGCUGGUCUUUUUCACCCAGAGGGAUAUUUUGGGGGAAAAAAAUAGAUGGGAAGUAAUAAGGAAUACAUCAUAUAAUGGAAAUAUUUCAGAUAGCAUUAAUGUUCUGCUGGAAUAUUAUUCCCAGCUUUAUGCAUUCUAGAAAAGGGGGAAAUCCAUUAAGUUGGUAUAUAAAAUGAGGACAAACAUACCAAUAAUUUGACUCUCAGUAUUGAUUCAUAAUAAUAAUCUUUCAUAUCUCUCUGCACUGAUGAAGGCAUAAUAUGAUUAUGCCUUAAGAACCAGGGCUCAGCCUUUGCUGGCAGGGUGCUAGUUUGUAGUGGCUAUGUGGUUGGUCUUUGGAUUUUUCUAGUGUUGAACAAGGUGGAUCUAGCUAGAAUGCACAUUCCUUUUUCCUUGACUAAAUCCUUGUAUGCUUCCUGCAAAGCACUCUUGGAUAAAUUGAGUCUAAUUUUGUAUGUACAUGUUUUAGGGAAAAAAUCUUUAAAGUGAAACUUUUCAUUGAACAGUUAGUGUUGCGUUAGAAUUACAGCACUAAAAGUUGUUGUGGGAGCCCUGUAAGCUAUAUGUAGUCCUGGACAUCAAAAACAUUUGACUCUCUUAGCAUCUUCUCUCUACCACACAAUGGAAAUGUUUUAGUAAUUGAAGGAACAUACACAGAUAUUUGGCAGAAGUUCAGUAAGUGAGGAAGAGUCCAUGGGUUUCAGUCAUUGUCACUGAUCUUUUCAGAAAGAUUGUGUUACGCUAUUAGAAGACUAAAGAUGUCAUUAAAGACAUCACAGAUAUUUAUCUUUUGGCUUUGUGUACAUUAGAGAAUGUUGAUUAUUUUUAUACAAAAAUACAGCGGGUAAUUUUUUUAACCUUUAGAUGCCUCUUGUUUGAAUGUAUGCUUUGUGGGAUUCUUUUGUGUAGUAAUGUUUUUUUUUUAAAAAAAAAGAUGUUUACUGAUAGUUAUGUGUAGGAUUAGAAUAUGUAAUAUAGUAUAAGGCUCAUGUUCCAGACCUACAAUAGCUUGUAGUAUAUGUCACAUAUUUCUUUUAUAUCACAUUUUUAAUUACUGGAUUAAAGUUUCAAGGAAAGGUAGGUACUCUACAGUCAGUUUUCAUUUAUUAGCAGUUAAUCUUGAUGACAAGAGCUGUCAUAUGCUUUGACUUUUCCCCUCAGCUUGCAACUCUGGGACACAAGUAAAGGCUAAGCGUUAGUAGGAGCUGGUCCACUGUAUGGGGGCUGAAGGGCACAAAGGAAACUCUCUCCUGGAACUAAAACUGUCAUAGACGAUCCAUAGGCACAGUUCACACAAAAUUGAUUCUCUGGGGAUAGACUCCUCUGGCAGUAAUGAUCACCUCCCAUAACUAUAUUGUCGAUAUUUAGCCUUUAGGGUGUGGACUUGGAGCUGCGUCCCAGGUCCUCCUCCUGCUCGCUCGCUCUUCUGAUGCCGGUCGUCGUCUGCCUGCCCAGAGCCCCUGUGCCUCACACCGUGCUGGCGUCCACGGACACUUACGAGGGGGGUUCCACUGGAGAGCUCCUUAUAAUCCUAAAUCUUGUAAUACUGGUAAAAACAGUCCGGAUCUUCUGUUGUCCCCACUCAAAACAUACUUAAAAACACACUUGCUUUUUUUUCCCAGUUUAUUUUAGAAAUGGCUCAUUGACUUUUAAAGUAGUAGCUUUACCAUUGACACAGCUGUUUUCUGGAUGAUUUAAUCAUGUGAGUUCUAAAAUUUCGGUUAUAUAUUUAAUGGAUAUAGAUGAUAACACUGGAUGCCCACCUCCCUCCUAAGCUCUAAGCACAGUUUUAAUAUGAAAUAGGUGGGGAGAGUGCUGUUAUUCUUAUUUUCCUUCAUAUUACUACCUGUUUCAGGAUUUUGAUUAAGAGGGAAUGAUAAGCAGAAAGGGGACAUGGGAAGUUCUUCUUUUUGCUACCUAAGUUUGCAUUUUCUGACUUCUUCAUACUAAGGCACUCUUCUCCCGUUGAGGAAGGAAAUCCCUACAAGUCUGAAAUUUUACUUGCGUUAAGCCACGUGUGCUUAAAAAAGUAAACAGCUGGUUUGUAAAAAUUGUUUCUUACGUGAUGCACAUUUUCCUCAAGCCUUACGUGGGCAUGUGUCUUACACAGCAGUGCAGCUUUGAUAAGAUCACUGUGAGAGUGCUGUCCCACAGCCUGUCGCUUUCUAAGGGGCUGGUUAUUUUCCCAUGAUGGUACUUUUAAUUUGCUGGGGCAUUCUCUAAACAGACCCUUUCUUAAAGUCCUAGUUUAAGGGCUGUCCCCUCUGAACAGAGAAUGUGGAAUAGAAGGAAAGCAAUGUUAGUGAUGGAGCUUGAGGAUUGGAGAGAAGCAGACAAGAGACCUGCCACUUUUAGUUAUCCCACCUUAACACUGAACACAUCUCUAUACUUUUGAAGUUACUACUCAUUUUACCUAGUUUUAAACAGAUUUAAAUAGAAAAAGAAUUUUUUAGGUAGCCCACUUAAAUUUUCAACAUAGCUAAUUUUCCCAUAUCUAGUGUGAUAUUAUAGUCAGUGUAUUCAAAUACCAGUCUUGGAUUGAAAUCUGUUCUAGUGCCUCAUGUCACUUGACUUGUUCAGCUAAAUGUUAUGAAAACCCAUUGUUUGCAUUUGCAAGGUUUUGGUACCAUCAUGGCAUAAAGUAUGGUAGUGAGGCAAUGCAUAGAUUGUGUGUAAUUUUAGGCUGUGUUUACAUGUGUGUAAAGAAUUUUGGAAAGAAGAAACUAGUACAGAUGCAUGGGAAAGAUGCUGUCUUCAUAGCCAUAUCAAGUGGAAGAAAUCCCUGGCUGGACAUACUGUUAGAACAUUUAAAAAAUGUAUUUUCAACUAGAACAGCUUGGUUAUAUUUUGUGGUUUGAAGAUCCUCCCCCUCAUUGAAUGGCAAGAACUCAUGCUGCCUCUGAGCAAGGGGCAUUGAGGAGCACUAUUGCCUAAUAGGAUGAAAGGGCCUCAUUCCCCCUUACCUCCUCAAGCCCGAAGGAGACUGCUAACUUUCUUCUUUGCUUGAGAAGCCCUACAGAAGACUCUGUAGGAGGGUUAAUUUCAGCAGGAAUUUCUAACACCUGACACUCGGCUCAUGUCUUUGAGCAGCCUCUGGGCAGUAGAGAGGCUGUACAGGGCAAUACACCGGCCACUCUGCGCGAUGUAUCCUCAGUUGUUUUCUGCACACUGCCAGUGGGCCUUGGGGACGGGCUUCUAGGGGAAAUGACAGGGAAGUGGAGGAAGAGACAGCAAGAAAAGCAUUCCAGACCCAAGAGGAUAAUUCAGUUAACUGAGUGAGGUUGUGUUGUAUAGAUAUGGCCGUUCGUAGUUCAAAUGAAUUGUAAUGGUUGGGUUCCAUUUACUGCAAUAAACAGUAUAUAGGGUUUUUUUUUUCCCCCCCUUAAUGUCAAGAUUUACCUGCAAUCAGAGUCAUUCUUUUACUCUCCUGAUCAAAUGAUCCUGCCCUUAGGAGCACAUUAAUAGUUCUAGUGAUACAUACAUCGGUGAUUUUUGACUUCUGAGAAAGGUUAACAGCUGGUAUAGUUGGGAAGAGUAUUUGUCAAGAACACAAAGGUUUUAUGAGUUAUCAGAAUUAUAUAGAGGAGAGAGUAUCUGUUUUCAGGUACUCCAGAUCAACCAACCUAGUGGAUUUAAUACAAAGAGAGGCAUUCUUAGGAUAGUAUUUUGUUAGGUUGUGUCUUGGUCUAAGAAUCGGAUGACUGGAGUUGUAGGGUUCUGUUUUCUUAUUGUGGAUUUCAUUAACUACAAGCCUACCUCUUUCUUUGAUGCACAGUAGUGUGGUUCUUGAAAAAACUGUUUAAUCUACUUUCAUAAAAAUUGAUAUUUCUGAAUCUGUUUAGAGCAUUUGAUUUUUAUCUUAACAGUUGUGAUUCAAUUAAAUAAGCACAAAUGCAGUAUUAGGGAAAGUAAAUAUGCAAUCUUAUUAAAAUUUAAUUUCAGCCUAUAAGCUGUACACUUUAAAAAGAUUCUUUGGGAAGAUACUCCUUUUUUGUUAGAAGUUCAAAAAAUAUCAUAUAGUUUGACUCAUAGCACUAAUACAAGCCAUUUCUUCAGUAAAAAAUGUUGAAAAUUAUAUUAUCUUCUUUGGAAAACUCCUAAAUUUCUAAGAAUUUUUUAAAGUUUUUACAUAUUAUUUUUCAGAGCUUAUUUAAUCUAUUUUAAAAUAAUACUAUGAUAGUUGUUUUUAAAAGUUGUAAAGCAUUAGUACAAAUAAUAAUCAUCAUCAUAUUCCAGAGCAGAACAUCUGGCUUUUUCUGAACUUGCAUUUUAGUAUACUUGCAUGAGAAGGGAGACCUGCCCUCCCCCUGAAGCCCAGCUUCUCUAAUGAAAGCUCUCCCGUUCUACUCUGACACACACCUCUUAAGGUGCCAUGUUCAUGGAAGCUUUGGGAAAUGCUUUCCACAGUUUUAUUUUUUUCCCCCUUUGAACAGCUUGUGAAUAUUUAACUUUAGUUAUUAAAGGUGACUAUUUCAGCCUCAGACAUUAGGGAAGAAGUAUAUUGAAACAUUUUUCUCUACUGCCUUUGAAAAGUACAGUUGCUGUCAGUGAUACUGGUGGUAUCAGUAUGAAUCCAUAGAAAGAAAACCUGUGCCAGGGUUUUAAAAUAUUUUAAAAAGUAAUGAAUGAAAUUUAAUUUGGACAGAAGAAAUCAAUAUAAACUUUAAACACUUAUGCUAACAUGGUACAGUUUUAAAUGUAAGUAAUAAAAAUAAGUCCUUUUAGACCGCCUAUUUAAAUUGACGCCAGUAAUCUUAAGGAUUGAUAGUAGUUGUCACUUACUGACUUAAAAGUUAUACUUUAGGGACUGUUAUCAGUGUUAAAUCCUUGAUUUUGUGGAGCUUUAAUGGAUGGAGGUGAAAAAGUUGAUUAUAAGAGAGUGGUGAGGAAUGGUAGUGAAAUGAACAUCAGCCUAUUUUAGAAAAGGAACUUUAGUCUUGGCUUAAGCAAACCAGAUGUAUUCAUUGCUAAAAUCUUUUAUAAUACUUAGUUAAAACCAGAAUUCUAUUUUAGGUAGUACUAAAUAAUUACUUCAGUAGCAAAUAAUAAGUGGACAUAAUCACUGAAUGAACAUGGUAAGUGAAGAUAAAAUACUGGCUGGGAGACUGGAGUUUUACCUCUAGUUCAUAAAUUAGCUGUGUGACAUCUUAGGCCAUUACUAAGCUUAUAACCUGUUCCCUCUUCUGAAUAUUCAGUAUGGAGCCUGUACUACUCAAAAUGUUGAUUUUGUUUAAAUCAUUGUUAAGCUGUAUAAACUAUGAUUCCAGACCACAUAGUGGGGUAUUUCUUAAAGUUGCUCCUACUUAUUUCUUUUUUUAAUGGUUUGUUUCACCCUUAAGAGCUUUGGCUAAAAGAUAAUUAUUUAUUAUGAUUCAUUUCCUGGGACACCCACAGUCUUUGUUCUCCUUAGGAUUAAGGUAGAAUAUUCACACAGAUGAGCUAAUUGAGAUUUUUCUAAAUGCUUGCUAAAAUCACUAAACACUGUCAGUUCAUUUAUCCAUUCAUUUAGCAAACCAUUUGAACAUUCACUAUGUCGUGUGCAGUGUGUGGUUGGUAUACCUGACUUAAGGAACUGGUAAUAACAAAAUCCUCUCUUGUCCUCAGUUUUGAUUGUGGCAUAAACAAACAUGUAACUAUUAUUACUUAAUGCAGUGAAUAUAAAGUUGGAGCCGAUUUAUGCAUUGGGUAAAGGAUUAAGCUAGGUGAUAUCCAAGGGGUCUGGCUGAAUCAUAUCACAAUUCCUAUAACAUUUUGCAUACUAAUCCACAUACCUGAUUAGGUUAUAAAAUUAAAGGUACUUAAUAUUAGGAUUUACAUUUUGAAACUGUUUUAACAGCCCAUAUUUCUCAAUUACUUUGACACUUGAGUCUAUUCCAGAGGUGUUGAUAUGCAGGGUGUGUGACGACAAUUACAAGGAAGCUGGUGCUGGCUUACUAGAUAUAUUUUGUACUAUGAAAGCUUUACACCCAGUAUUGACAGUGCAGUAACUUCUGAAAACUGAAAAAUCUCUAAGGAGCUUGCUAAACAGAUUUAGUUUUUGUGUUCUUUUUAAAGCAAGAAAUACUACAUAAAAUCCUACAAUUAUCACAAAUAUCUACUUUUUAGAAAGCACACAUCUUUUACAUAGUAAAAGGGUUUCCUUUAACAUGCGGAACCUGUAAACAAUAAAACAAGUUCUGUGCUUGGAGCUUGAAUUUACAAAUAUUUGGGGAGCAAACAGAAUGGGAGGAUCGAUUUAAUUGGGUAGAGGUUUCCUUGCCACCAGAGGAUUCUGAGUUAAGGUGUAAUUUCCCAUUUGACACAACUUUAUAUAUUUCUCCAUAAAGAUGCAAAAUGAAAAAAACUUUUCUGUAUUAUAGUUAACAGCUUUUUAAAGCAGGUAAAUGUCCAAAUAAGUGUUAAGAAUAGAAUCUGUAGUAAAGUGUUUGUAAAUAGGAACACUAACAUCCAAGUAACCAGAUAGUCUGGGUUUAAAAAAUUUUUUCCAUGGUACUGGUUAAAACUUUUAAAGUAUUUUAGUUUACCUAGUUUUUCAAAUAUUUUUGCUGUUAAAAUAUUACAUAAAUAUUUUUUGUAUGUGUAUUCUAAAUUUUAAAAAACCAGUUUGAGUGUGCAAAGAUAGUAAUAAUUUUAGACAUCUAAUUUCCAAGACAUUUAACUAGAUUCUCAAUCACCUCAUUCAAAAGCAUGUUUUUUUCCAUAGGAAAAAAAAGUCAAAGUAAGCUCUAAAAAUUAUCCUCAAAGUAAGGGGUGAGCUUGUGCUGAAGGUUGGAGUUGCAGACAGCAGUGUGCAAAAUGGAGGCUGACACGGGUGUCGGGCAUUUCAAGCCUCUGUUGAACUAGUCCUUUUUGUCUUCUUGCUUGUUGAAAGCAUGCUUUUUGCUGUUGAUUUAACAAAGGCAGAUUGUGAUAAAUUUUUUUAAAAAAACUUUAUUUUUGAUGCUUCAAGCACAUGUUAACUGAUUUUUUAAAUUCCUCCUUUUGGUUCCUCCCAUUGCCCUAAAAUAGGAUUUUCAUGUUUUAAAACCUCAAAACACUGAACCACACAGGAUGAACAAAAAGCAUCACCAAGGGGAAAGAAAUCAUUUAUCUUUACAAAAAACAAAUGUUAAGAUUAUGUAUAGAUGUAUUCUUUAUGUUGGAUAUUGUACUGGAGUCCUCCUUACAAGAAAUGAAAUAGUUCUAGAACUCUUAGCAUUAGCGUUCCUAGAUUGGUGUCUGUAGCUACCAGUUUUAAAAUGUAUAACCUGAAAAUGAAGUUAAUUUUGCAUUAUAAGAGCACACCAUGAUCUAUGUAAAAAGAUUGUCCAUUUGGUGUAUUUUUUUAAAAGAGAAAGCACUUUCAUAUUAACAGUAGCAUGUGUAUGAAUUUUAGAUUUUCAUAUUUGUUGUGUCUGUAUUCAGUGAAGUAAAAUUGAACAUUCAGAUAUUUGUUGAUGGCAACAUUAACUGUUAAAUUAAAGCACCUUAUACUCUGCUGCUUAAACUUGCUUGUAAUUGCACCUUUGUUAACCUGCACAUUUUCACAUAGAAUAUUGUUGUAACAUUGCUUCAUGUGGGUCUGGAUGGAAGGUUAGUGGGCCUACAGGAUCAUUUAUUUAUAUUGUUUAUAUUACAAUAAUAUAUUGUAGACCAGUUGUAAGUUCAUUUCUUUACAAAUAAAAGCUUCUUCCAUUUG